Molecule: messenger RNA, 641 nt
Organism: Tyto alba (common barn owl)
Lineage: Eukaryota; Metazoa; Chordata; Aves; Strigiformes; Tytonidae
Gene: SELENOK
Product: selenoprotein K
Exons: 6
Biological process (GO): calcium ion transport; endoplasmic reticulum calcium ion homeostasis
Cellular component (GO): Golgi apparatus; endoplasmic reticulum membrane
Source: RefSeq, a predicted model, not a curated record
CCGAGAGCGGGUGACGGGGCAGCGUCCGCGGCCCGCCGCCAUGGUGUACAUCUCCAACGGUUUCCCCGGACAGUGUCCGGCGGUGAUCCGAUCGUUUCAGGUGCUUGGACGGUACCCUGUAGGGAAUGAAACUUGCUACCGCUGCUCGUGGACAAGUUUUGGAUAGCCAGAGUCGGGCUCCUUGGCGUUUGUCAUCUAUAACAGAUUUCUUCUGGUCGAUAGCAGAUUUUGUGGUUCUGUUUUUCCAGAGCAUUAUUCAGCCAGAUUUGAGAAGAAGAGGCUACGCAUCUUCUUCCUAUUCAGGAUACAAUGAUGGAAGAGGGCCUCCAGCACAUCCUCGUCGUAGGAUGGGUCGAAUAAAUAACUGGGGUGGAGGCCCCAGUCCACCACCAAUGGCUGGUGGUGGAUGAGGAAGGUAAACGCCUGCUGAAGAGGCAGGCAAAAGCAUACACAUUUGCAAGAUGAAAGGGAAGGAGACUUCAGUGGUGGACCAAAUGAAUCUGAAUGUUGUGAAUGUGUGUGUCUAACUGGAAACUGUUCUGUGAUCAAAGCAGAUUAAUGAAGUUGUACUGGGAACUCCUUCUUCAAGGAUCCGGUGUAACUGAGCCACAGUUUUAUUAAAUACAUGUUUACUGUCUAAA